Molecule: messenger RNA, 399 nt
Organism: Rasamsonia emersonii CBS 393.64
Lineage: Eukaryota; Fungi; Ascomycota; Eurotiomycetes; Eurotiales; Trichocomaceae
Product: COPI-coated vesicle protein
Exons: 4
Coding region: 1-399 (132 amino acids)
Biological process (GO): vesicle-mediated transport
Cellular component (GO): Golgi membrane
Source: RefSeq, a predicted model, not a curated record
AUGGACUACUCCAAUAUCUUCCGUCUCGUUAACAUCGCCGUCGGCGUGAUUAUGAUCCUGGGCGGUAUUAGCCAGUUCUUUCCUCCUUCCGUGGGCUCAAUUAUCAUCGGCGCAUACGUCAUCCUGUUUGGUCUUAUCGUUGCCGGCCUGGAAUUCCUUCCUCAGGUUCCUGACUAUGUGUACCGAUACGCCUCUUUCCUCUUUUCGUUCCUCGGACGAGGUGCUUUCUACAUCUUCGCAGGUUCGAUCCUGUUGCACGACGGCGUCCUGCGCUAUAUUGCCGGCUCGAUUAUCGGCUUCAUUGGUCUUGGAUACGUGGUUCUGGAAUACAUCCCAUCGAUUGAGCCGCCGUCGAACAUGCGGGAGGCCGACAACAGCUGGGGUGCCGAGCAGGUUUAG